This is a messenger RNA of Coregonus clupeaformis (lake whitefish), 2901 nucleotides long. RefSeq names its product lumican (gene lum). Gene Ontology annotation, molecular function: protein binding. Bases 380 to 1408 code for a protein of 342 amino acids. NCBI's taxonomy places the organism in Eukaryota, Metazoa, Chordata, Actinopteri, Salmoniformes, Salmonidae. The record is from RefSeq and is a predicted model, not a curated record. The transcript is spliced from 3 exons.
GCGGACUUCAGUAUCCCAGGCUGCACUGGUGCACCUGUGACUGGUUAGGCAGAGCCCAUAAUUCUCGGAUUCCAUGCCUUAAAAACCCAUGUUGAUGCCAACGUCGUUUUAUACUACAGUGUGACUUCAAUUUGGGCAGCUGCCUCCCGUCAAUCCGGGACCACAGACAUCUGAAGAAGCAGAAGCUUCCCCACCCCUUUCUCUCGCUCUCUCUUUCUCUCACUCUCUUUAUCUCCCCCUACCCUCUCCCUUUCUCCCUCGUUCUCCUCCCUCUCCAGAGACAUCUGGCUUUUGAGCAACCACAGUCUUCUUACCUGCUGACCUUCCAUCCCACACGUAGAGGGAGAGAGAAAGAGAGAGAGAGAGAGAAAGUAGAGCUAUGUUUCACCUCCGUGUCCCUAUCUUUGCCGUGCUGGUCAGCCUGACCGUGGGUCAGUACGAUGACUACGACUACCAGCCAGCCUCCCAGUACGGCCCGUCCAGCGCCAACUGUGCCCAGGAGUGCGAGUGCCCCAUCAACUUCCCCACCGCCAUGUACUGUGACUCCCGCAAGCUUAAGUUCGUGCCCAUUGUGCCCUCAGGCAUCAAGUACCUGUACCUGCAGAACAACCUGAUCGAGGAGAUCAAAGCUGGGGUCUUCGACAACGUCACGGCUGACCUCCGUUGGCUGGUUCUGGACCAUAACCAGAUCACCAAUGAGAAGGUGGCCAAGGGAACCAUUGACAAGCUGACCGGCCUUCAUAAGUUCUUUUUCAGCUCCAACAAGCUGACUGAAGCAGUGAUCCCUCCCUCCAAGUCCUUGGACGAGCUGAAAAUGAUGAACAACCAGAUGUCCAAGUUCCCCGCAGGGAGUCUGGCCGGCAUGCAGAACCUGACCUCGGUCCACCUCCAGAACAACGAGCUGACCUCUAAAUCUCUUAACGGGGUCUUCAAGGGCCUCAACUCGCUGGUGUCCAUAGACUUGACCAACAACAAGCUGAAGAAGCUGCCCUCAGGCAUGCCCAGUUCGCUGGAGACCUUCUAUGGUGAUUACAAUGAGAUCAACAGCAUCGCCGCCGGUGACCUCAAAGAGCUGCCCAAGCUGGCGUACCUGAGGUUGGCCUACAAUCAGAUGACAGAUGCAGGGAUUCCAGCAGGCGUGUUCAAUGUGACGAACCUGAUUGAGCUGGAUCUGUCCUACAACAAGCUGCAGUCCAUCCCUGAGAUCAACGAACAGCUGGAGCAUCUCUAUCUGCAGGUCAACAGGAUCAACAAGUUCGACCUGGGGAAUAUUUGCAAGUUCUCUAGCCCGCUGAACUACUCCAGACUGAAGCACCUGCGUCUGGAUGGGAACAACAUCACACACGCCGACCUACCCCAUGACUCCUCCAACUGCCUGCGUCAGGCAUCUGACAUCAUCUUCGACUAAGGACCAUCCCCUCAUCCACGAGUCUCCCUCUGUGACCCUCCCCCUGCACUCAGAUUAUAUGCCCAAUAUGUUUCUUUAUUCUAAGUGGAAUGUUAGUGUGGAUAAUAAAACCGAGUGACAGUGUUUGCAACGACCCUAAAUACGUCUCCUUCCCCCUACCGGCGAAAUUGAGGUCACCCCUGCCAACUCAUCGGUAGUCCUUUCUGUAAACACAGACUUAGAAAUAACAAACCAAGAAAGGUUAGAAAACCCUGGAGAGACCUUUUAUUUUGCAAUGCAUCAUGGUCUUCUCAUGACAACCAUAGGGUAUUUUGGCCAUAGCAAAUGGCUGGCCUUGUACCAAUAGUUUUACCCAAAUCGGCCACAAUAUAAUGUAACGGUGCCUCAUAAAAAGCACUUCAACUGUACUUGUCUGUACUUUUUUCAAAAAACUGAUGCAUUUUCUUGUGCAAAAGAGACAAUAUAGGAACUUAGUGAUUCCUAAAUGACGUGCUUUUGAUGAAAAAGCAGCUCACACACUUCAAACAUUCCAAAGUAGUGGCACGUUGUUUUGAGACAAGUACAUUGAGGAAUAUUGGAAUAAAUAUCACUUCCUCUAUUUUAUGUUUGUCUGUUUGUUAUUAUGUUUUUUAAAGGCUUCUUUUAUUUAGUCAGUACACUCCAAGAAUCAUAUUGCUGUGCAAAAGACCUGCAGGUAAGGAAUAGGAGUAUCUAAGAGAGCUGUGUUGUGUAUUCUGGUGUAAUGUCUACUGGGGAAAUAUUGAACAGUGGAACACUUUUGGAACCAAAUUAAAGCUCAUAUGUCAUGCCAAAAGCUAUGGCAUAUUACCCAUCUUUCUGUAUGAAUGUUUGGGGGAAAGUAAAAAUAAUAAUCCUUAUUGACAAGAUUAAUAGGCUUGACACUGAAUAGCUCUGCUGAAGUAAUUUACUGUUAUUAUGCAGUUAAAUAAGAGUCAAUCGCCCAUUCAUUGCAGAUCACUGUUGUUAUGCCAACAUUUAUACAACAUUUGCAUUGCUUGCAUGCAUCUCAUGGUAACUAUGUAUGAUAAUAAAAGCUAGCAUUUUAAGGUUACCUUGUUUGCCAUGUUUGAUAUGUGCUUUUGCCCGUAUAGCUUUAUCAGAAUAACAACAAUUUGUUGUGACGCUAACUUCAUCUUGCUCUAAUGUUGUGGCAACGUUGGCAGAAUGUCAUGUGCUAUUAGGGCAGAGUAUAUCACAGGAGGUUGGUGGCACCUUAAUUGGGGAGGAUGGACUCGUGGUAAUGGCUGGAGCGGAAUAGGUGGAACGGUAUCAAAUACAUCAAUCACAUGGUUCCAGGUGUUUGAUGCCAUUCCAUUUGCGCCGUUCCAGACAUUAUUAUGAGCCGUCCUCCCCUCAGCAGCCUCCACUGGAGUAUAUCCGGAUUUAUUCUCAUCAUGGCUUUUGACUCAGUAAUCACUGGUGAAUUUACUGUGAGGACAUAAAAUACAUUUGAAUAAACUACAUUUCCAAUA